AUGAAUUCUCGCUGUCAGAUAGACCUUAUAGAUAUGCAAGCACAAUCGGAUGGCGAGUAUAAAUUUAUAUUGGUUUAUCAAGAUCACCUCACAAAAUAUGUAUUACUUCGACCAUUAAAAUACAAACGCGCUGAAGAAGUUGCUUACGUUGUAACUGAAAUAUGUGCAAUGUGGCCAGAACUUAAAAUAAUUCAUGGUAAACCUCGCCAUUCACAGAGCCAAGGUUCAGUCGAACGAGCUAACCAGGACAUUGAAAAUAUCCUUGCUACUUGGUUAAAAGAUAACCAUACUAAGAAAUGGACUCUACCUUUAACAAUAAAAUCUAUUCGUGACAAUAGAACUUGA
Molecule: messenger RNA, 345 nt
Organism: Rhopalosiphum padi (bird cherry-oat aphid)
Lineage: Eukaryota; Metazoa; Arthropoda; Insecta; Hemiptera; Aphididae
Product: KRAB-A domain-containing protein 2-like
Exons: 3
Coding region: 1-345 (114 amino acids)
Molecular function (GO): nucleic acid binding
Source: RefSeq, a predicted model, not a curated record